Silurus meridionalis is the source of this 2615-nucleotide messenger RNA. It is a transcript of the gene serpinh1a, whose product is annotated as serpin peptidase inhibitor, clade H (heat shock protein 47), member 1a. The transcript is spliced from 5 exons. Gene Ontology annotation, molecular function: serine-type endopeptidase inhibitor activity. Lineage: Eukaryota; Metazoa; Chordata; Actinopteri; Siluriformes; Siluridae. The record is from RefSeq and is a predicted model, not a curated record. Gene Ontology annotation, cellular component: endoplasmic reticulum. Gene Ontology annotation, biological process: negative regulation of endopeptidase activity; collagen fibril organization. Bases 184 to 1395 code for a protein of 403 amino acids.
ACUGGAGCUUGGGGGCGGAGGGGGUUCGGUGUCUGUCCUCUUGGAGAACACAAUCACAGCUGCUUAUUUUAACUCCCCUUUCCAGAAGUUUCCUUGCAGUGCAGGACGGAUUUCACUCCGUGAAGGCCAACGCCUGAGAGGAAACAACAGAUUCCUAGGAAGAUCAGUCACAGCUUGAGAACCAUGUGGGUGAAAAUCCUGGUCAGCCUGUGCCUGUUGAUCAGCGUCGGAGCAGACAAAAAACUCAGCAACCAUGCCACCAUCCUCGCUGAUAACAGCGCCAACCUGGCGUUUAACCUGUACCAAAACAUGGCCAAAGAGAAAGAUGUAGAGAAUAUCCUAAUUUCCCCUGUGGUGAUAGCUUCCUCGUUGGGUCUGGUAGCUCUUGGUGGAAAGGCCUCCACAGCCUCGCAGGUCAAGACAGUCCUCAGUGGGGAUAAAGUAAAGGAUGAGAAUCUCCACUCAGGCCUGGCUGAGCUUUUGAGUGAGGUGAGCAACCCCAAGGAGCGUAAUGUCACCUGGAAGAUUAAUAACAGGCUGUAUGGCCCCAGCUCGGUCAGCUUUUCUGAUGACUUUAUGAAGAACAGCAAGAAACACUACAACUACGAGCACGCCAAGAUCAACUUCCGUGACAAGAAGAGUGCCAUCAAGGCCAUCAAUGAUUGGGCUUCAAAGUCUACUGAUGGAAAGUUGCCUUCAGUCACCAAAGAUGUUGAAAAGACAGAUGGCGCCAUGAUCAUCAAUGCCAUGUUUUACAAACCGCAUUGGGAUGAACACUUCCAUCACCAGAUGGUCGAUAACCGUGGCUUCCUCGUCCAUCAUUCAUACACUGUGGCAAUAUCCAUGAUGCACCGCACAGGUAUCUAUGGCUUUUACGACGACACUGCCAACAGCUUAUUUGUCUUGGAGAUGCCACUGGCUCAUAAGAAAUCCUCCGUAAUCUUAAUCAUGCCUUACCAUGUGGAGUCUCUGGAGAGGCUGGAGAAAAUGCUGACACGUAAACAGCUAGACAUCUGGCAGUCUAAGAUGGAGCAGAGAGCCGUAGCCGUCUCUUUACCAAAGGUCAGCAUGGAGGUCAGCCACAAUCUGCAGAAAUAUCUUAAAGGACUUGGUAUUACUGAGGCCAUGGAUAAAACCAAGGCUGAUUUAUCCAACAUCUCAGGAAAGAAAAACCUUUACCUGGCUAAUGUCUUGCAUGCCUCUGCGUUUGAGUGGGACAUUGCUGGCAACCCUGCAGACACCAGCAUCUUUGGCACAGACAAGGUGAAGAACCCCAAACUGUUCUAUGCGGACCAUCCGUUUAUCUUCCUGGUGAAAGAUAAGAUCACAAGCUCCAUUCUCUUCAUCGGUAGGAUGGUCCGUCCCAAAGGCGACAAGAUGAGAGACGAAUUAUAACUGUCUUCAAUGCAAGUUUGAAUUGAAUUCUAUGAAUAGCAUGUGUGCAUGUGUGUGCAAAUGAGAGUGAAAAAGAGAGAAAGAGGUGUGUGUGUGUGUAUGUCUGUGUGUGUGUGCGUGUGUGUGUGGCAUUAGCUUCCCACUGAACCAGCGGAGGACUGUUACCUCUGAGGACAUUCCAGAAGAUAUGUGGACCACAAAUGGAGGUUUAAGGCAUUUUCUUUCUCAAACUCACAAACACGCAUGUGCACUGUGUGUACUCAGCCAAAGCAAUCCAAUUCAGCUUCAGUGUUGUUUAUGUUUGUUUCCAUUCAAAGUUAUUUAAAGCGUAAAGAAAUUGAUGAGACAUUUGUGACAAAAUCGUCUUUAACUGUUCCGAUGCUGUUCCAAUACUGUUUGACCACCUUCAUUGUCUUCCCUUUAAUUCUAUACCACUAACAGCUUACAAAAACAGUGCAAUCUAAGUCAUUUCUUCGCCAAUCUGUGUUGUUUUCUUUGCAUUAUGUGCAAACCCUCAUGCUGAUUGGCUACUUAGCAUUUUGACUAAUUUUGCUCAUAGCCUGCUAUCUGUUAUCUGUUCUACUUUGUAUUUAGACACAGCUUCAUCCUCUGAAUUUGCUCAUAUGUAAAGAAAAUUGCAUGAGAUUUAGGUUUUCACUUGCUGACUUUACUUGACCUAAUAAAAGAACUGGAGCAGCUCUCAAAAUGGCAAAGGGGAUUCCCUGAAGGGGAAAGUCGAUAUGGGUGUGCUAAAACCAAUAAUGGCAAUGGCUAUGUUACCUGUCAUAUUGCCUUUUCCUGAUUCUACUCUUUACUCAUUCUGUCGAAGAAAGUAGGCUUAUUUUUUUGUCUAAAGCAAGAGCACGAUCACAUGUUAAUCUGAAGUACGGUCUCUGAGGUACAUCCUUUAACAUCAUUUUCUCAGGGUUUUAUCUUUUCUUGUACAUGCCUGAAUGGUUCUGCUGAGUUUCAAUAUAUGAAAGAUGAUCUGGGUUGAUAAAAUAUCCCAAUAUCUGAAGGAUUAUUCAAAUGUUUCACAAAGUGCACACAGAGUACAUUUCUGUCAACCCUUAGAUACACCUGUGUCUGGCCUGGUUGCAGUCCGCACUGAAAAUGCUUCUCGGCACUAGAAAACCUGUGACUGACUGAAUUUGUUGAUUGGCUUAGCUAUGAAAUGAUGCCAUGAUUUUUUUUUCCAAUAAAAUUUGCACCACCAAAAU